Molecule: messenger RNA, 2672 nt
Organism: Dreissena polymorpha
Lineage: Eukaryota; Metazoa; Mollusca; Bivalvia; Myida; Dreissenidae
Product: mucin-5AC-like
Exons: 5
Coding region: 1-1701 (566 amino acids)
Source: RefSeq, a predicted model, not a curated record
AUGAAUACACCUACCACUACAACCAGUAAUACUCCUACCACUACAAUCAGUAAUAUUCCAAUCCCUACACCCAGUAAUAGUCCUACCACUACAACCAGUAAUACUCCUACUACAGCAACCAGUAAUUAUCCUACCACUACAACCAGUAAUACUCCUGCCACUACAGCCAGUAAUACUCCUACAAUUACAACCAGUAAUGCUCCUACCACUACAACAAGUAAUGCUCCUACUACUACAGCCAGUAAUACUCCUACCACUACAACCAGUAAUUCUCCUACCACUACAAUCAAAAAUGCUCCUACCACAACAACCAGUAAUUAUCCUACCACUCCAACUAGUAAUACCCCUACCACUACAACCAGUAAUGCUCCUACCACUACAACAAGUAAUGCUCCUACCACCACAACCAGUAAUACUCCUUCUACAACAACCAGUUUUUACCCUACCACUACAACCAGUAAUACACCUACCACUACAACCAGUAAUAUUUCUACCACUACAACCAAUAAUGCUCCUAUUACAACAUCUAGUAAUUAUCCUACCACUACAACCAGUAAUACUCCAACCACUACAGCAAGCUCCUACCACUACAACCAGCAAUGCUCCUACCACUACAACCAGUUAUACACCUACCACUUCAACCAUAAUGCGCCUACUACUACAACAAGUAAUGCUCCUACUACUACAGCCAGUAAUACUCCUACCACUACAACCAGUAAUUCUCCUACCACUACAACCAAAAAUGCUCCUACUACAACAACCAGUAAUUAUCCUACCACUCCAACUAGUAAUACACCUACCACUACAACCAGUAAUGCUCAUACCACUACAACAAGUAAUGCUCCUACCACUACAACCAGUAAUACUCCUUCUACAACAACCAGUUUUUACCCUACCACUACAACCAGUAAUACACCUACCACUACAACCAGUAAUAUUUCUACCACUACAACCAGUAAUACUCCUACCACUACAGCCAGUGAUACUCCUACCAAUACAACCAGUAAUGCUCCUACCACUACAGCAAGCUCCUACGACUACAACCAGCAAUGCUCUUACAACUACAACCAUAUUACACCUACCACUACAACCAGUAAUACUCCUACCACUACAAUCAGUUAUACUCAUACGACUACAAUCAGCAAUACUCCUACCACUACAAAGAGUUAUACUCCUCCUACUACAACCAGUAAUACACCUACCACUACAACCAGUCAUACUCCUACCAUUACAACCAGUAAUACUCCUACCACUACAUUCAGUAAUGCUCCAACUACAACAAACAGUAAUUAUCCUACCACUACAAUCAGUAAUUCUCCUACCACUACAGCCAGUAGUGCUCCUACCACUACAACCAGUAAUGCUCCUGCCACUACAAUCAGCAAUUCUCCUACCACUACAAUCAGUAAAACUCCCACUUCUACAACCAGUAAUACUCCUACCACUACAACCAGUAAUGCUCCUACAACUACAACCAGUAAUACACCUACAACUACAACCAGUAAUACUCCUACCACUACAACCAGUAAUACUCCUACUACAACAACCAGUAAUUAUCCUACCACUACAACCAGUAAUACUCCUACCACUACAAUCAGUAAUACUCCUACUACUACAACCAGUAAUGCUCCUAACACUUUAACCAGUAAUACUCCUACGACUACAACCAUUAAUACUCCUACGACAACAACAAAGUCAUAAUGCUCCUACCACUACAACCAGUAAUGCACCUACAACUGCUUUCAGUAAAGCCCCUACUACUACAACCAGUAAUGCACCUUUAACUACAGAUAGAAAUAAUCCUACUACUACAACCAGUAAUGCUUCCACCACUAAAACAAAUAAUGCUCCCAGCACUACAAUAAGUUUUUCUCCUUAAACUACAACCAGUAAUGAACCUACAACCUCCAUCAGUAAUUCAAAUACAGAUAAAACCAGUUAUGCUCCUUCAACUACAAUCAGUACUGCUCUUACCACAAUAACCAGUAAUGGGCCGACAACUUCAAUCAGUAAUUCAUCUACUACUGCAACCAGUAAUGCUGCCACAACUACAAUCAGUAAAGCAGCCACUGUUUAACCAGUUAUAUUCCUACAACUUCAACAAGUAAUGAUCUUUCCACUACAACCAGUAAUGUAGCUACAAUAACACUCAGUUAUAUUCGUACCACAACAACCAGUUAUACACCAACCACUACAAACUGAACAGCUUCUACUAUUACAAUCAAUAAUACUCCAACUUCCACACUCAGUAAUGCUCCUAUAUACCACUACAACCAGUAAUGCUCCUACCGCUACAACUAGUUAUGCUCCCACCUCCACAACCAGUAAUGCUCAUACUACUACAACCAGAAUGCACAUGAAACUUAAACCGGUCAUGCACUUACAACUACAAGCAGUAUUUCAUGUAGUACUACAACCAGUAAUACUCAUACCACUAGAACCAGUCAUGCACCCACUUCUAUAAAACAAUAAUGCUACUACAACUGCAGCUAGUAAUGCUCCUACAACUGGUACCAAGAAUACUUCUACAAAAAACGACUUAACCUGCUCAUACUACUAUAAUCAGUAAUGCUCCUUCUAUUACAACCAGUAAUGCUCCCACUACUACAACCAGUAAUGCUGCUACUACUUCAACCGGUAAUGCCCCUUCCACUAGAACAAACAAUUCUCCU